UAAGCGUUGCUGCUGCAUACAUUUACUGCAUUGAUUGUCGAUCUGCAUGGGCUGAGACUGGGUUAAAAUUACUUUAAGUUUUGACCAAGAUCUGUUGCUAAAUGAUAAUGCAAGAGGAUUUCGUGUUUUGUUUCAUAUUCGAAGGCGAUCGUUGAUAAUCAGGGCAGUAUGUUUGUUGUACCAGUAUAGUGAGGCCGGAGCUCAGCUCAGUCAUAUUCACUUCAGUCAAGCCGGUCAUUUGCAACGCGAGAAUGGGUUAAAACUUUCUUCUGAAGAUGACAACAGCCAAUGAACAAAAUGCAUCUCCCAACAAAGACUUGAACAAAAAGAAAUAAUGUAGUUGUAACAAACAUCAUGGCUACCGCAACACAGAUAGAAGAAAUCCGAGCCACCCUUCAGAGGGGCCUGGAAAACCUUGCCUUAUCAGGGAACCUCAAGCCGCUUCCUUUGAGGCAGCAGGUGGAGCGUCCAUCCUUAAGGACUAGACCCAUUCCGCCUGUAGGAGCCGAGGAUCCCAUCCACACUGGAGGAAAUCAGAUAAAGCAGCCAAGCAACAAAGUCAGUGGAAACAAUCGAUCAAAUCUCAAUGGGUCACUCAGCGACUCCGACCAUUAUCGUCCUGGCAGUGCAAGGGGGCUGUCUGGUAUCGUGUCAACCCCUUUUGCCAAGACUCAGAACAGUAGCCUGAAUGGUGCAAUACGGCAAUCGUCCCUAAACACCAAGCCUCCGACCGGGACACGAGCACGUCCUGGUCGACCCUCAAGCGGAACAAAGCGAAAUCCGCCUGCUAUGAGUGGACGGACUUACCACUCUGCAAACUCUCAAAGCAAGCUUACUGAUACUAAGGUGUCAAGUUCUAUUGGCCGAGGGCGACCUUUGCCCCAUCCGCCUUCGACUAUGAGUCCGACUAGGAGGAAGGAGGUGGUGUCAUCUUUGUCAGGGACUGGAAGUGAACAAAGCAAGAAGAGUGGUAAAACUAGAAAGGACAGUCUGUCUGAAGAUGGAGAAGAAUGGUGUGAUGUGGAUGAGAAUGAAGAAGAACAAUUUGAUCCCCUCAUGAGUGAGCGGAUGCCUGGAGAUGGCGCAUCUUAUGAUGACUUUGAUGAGGAUGACGGUCUAGACGGUUUGGAUGACGAUGGAAUGGAUGAUGGUCUUUCUUGCCUGUAUGAUGAAUCCGAUACAUACUCCACAUAUAGCAUGUCCUCCACAAAGCGUGGAGGCAGCAGUAAAGGUGGGAGUCUCUCUGCCAUCGACGACCUCCUCAAGAAGACGAACGGCAUCGAUACAUCGAUCCUGGGCUCCAAGUCCAAGAGCGAGCGAGUUCUUGAGUUGCUGACGACAGGAACUGACGAUGCCCAGCCUCCUCUGUCGGCAAGUCUCUUCAGCAAGGUUCCACCAACCAUCAACUUUGUUGGGGAUAACCAAACAGUUGUGUCUUUGCCUUGGGAGCUGAGGAAACUGUUGAAAUGGAGGAUGAGUCCAAUCACACCCCACGUUGUCAAGAACUGCAUCGCAAGAUCAGGAUUCAGGGCAACAAAGAAGGCAAAUGAGUGGCUUGGCUAUUGGGGCAAGCAUAUGAAAGCUUCCGGCUUCAAGUCUAUACGAGAGUACCAAAAAGUGAACCACGUACCGGGGUCGUUUCAAAUCGGGCGCAAGGACCGGCUUUGGCGUAACCUGCACCGUAUGCAGCUCCACUACGGCAAGAAGGACUACAACUUUUUUCCGCAGACCUACGUACUGCCCUUUGACCUUAAGCUACUCAAGAGGGCAUGGGAGGACGGAGGUCAGAAGCAAAAGUGGAUCCUAAAACCGCCUGCAUCAGCACGAGGUAUUGGCAUUAGGGUUAUUCACAAGUGGAGCCAGAUACCUCGUAGGAGAGCAGUCAUCGUCCAGCGCUAUCUUGCCAAGCCCUACCUGAUCAACGGGAGUAAGUUUGAUCUACGCAUCUAUGUCUACGUCAGUAGCUACGACCCCCUCCGCAUCUACAUCUUUUCCAAUGGUCUUGCCAGAUUUGCUACCAUGAAAUACUCCUCUUCUAUGAAGAGCCUGUCAAACAAGUUCAUGCACCUGACCAACUACAGCAUUAACAAGAAGAACGCAGACUUCACUCCUAACUCGGAUAGCACGGCAUGCCAAGGCCACAAAUGGAGUUUGAAAGCAUUGUGGGGCUUUAUGCAGAAAGAUGGCGUUGACACUAAUGCUGUAUGGGAGUCUAUCAAAGAUGUGGUUGUCAAAACUAUAGUGUGUGCUGAGUCUCAAGUGAACAGUAUGAUCAAGGCCAACUGUAAAAGUCGUUUCUCCGUCCAUGAACUCUUUGGUUUUGAUAUCAUGCUGGAUGAGAAUCUACGCCCUUGGAUUCUAGAGGUUAAUAUCUCUCCAAGUCUACAUUCCAACGCGGAGCUUGAUGUUCAGGUCAAAGGUGAAAUGAUCAAGGAUCUCCUCAAUAUAAGCAGCUUUAUGAUCCCUGAUAAGAAUGACGUCUUCACUUCAGUGCUACCUCCGAAUGGUAUGACAAAGGUGGACUACAGCGGCGUGAUCAUGAAUAAAAAUCUCUACACCAAUCAUCUAGCCAAGGAUGAACGGGCCAAGCAUGCAUUCUACACACAGAAGCAUAUAGAUGAGCAAUGUAAGAUGUCCAUCCUUGACACGCUGACCCCCGAUGACAUCCGGCACCUGGUCCAGACGGAGGAUGAGUUCAGCCGGCGGGGCGGCUUUGAGCGAGCCUUCCCGAGUCCCACCUCCCAGAAGUACCAUCGGUUCUUUGAGGCUCCUCGCUACUACAACAUCCUCCUUGAUGAAUGGGUGAGGAAGUACCACAGGACACAGGCGAGAGGACUAGCUCUUUUGGAAGAUUACUGUAUGGAGGGGAUACAUCUUGCUACUAACAAGGACGAUAGUCAUACUUGGACUCCAAUCUCGAGCGUGAUAGGAACACGGGAGCCACGUACGUCCAGUGCCCCAUCAUGUAGCUUGCCCAUGCCUGUGCAUCCUUCACUGCAAAAGAGUUCCUCGGCUCAGUCUCUGCCCAAGAUCCGUCGCCGUGGCAGCAAGAUGCGAUCCGUCUCAUCCUCCAGCAGCACCCACUCCCUACCAGGCGGCCGCGCCCUGCCACGCCCGCCCCACUCCCAUCGCAUCCCGGACGGAGGCAGCAGCAACAGCACCACUCCGCCCAGUUGAUGGGGGCAACGCCUGCCCUCCAUGCCCCCGGAACAGAUAGCCUCCCGUCAGUGGAAGCAACCGAAGAAGCUCUCGUCGGCCAGACACACGCCCUCGUUGAGAGCCAGGUACGGAUUCCUGCUGGCCAGCGCCAAGCAGAAUGGGCUUCCACCAGGAGGCAUCCAGCGUAGAUAUCCUCGACGUUUAAAGAGCAUGCCCAAUCUCACCCAGCAACAAGAUAAAUGAAGUCCCAAUGUUUUAAAUCAAUUAUCUUAUAUGCAACCUUUCUUCGCUAUCAGUUUCUCUUGUCUUCUUGAAUAUCUUCUUUUGUAGUGGAAAAGGAGUAAAAUCUUCCAAAGCGUUAACCGUUUGCCAUCAUCAAUGUUUUUUUGUUGUCAUAUAUAUUUUCUUAGUAUUAAUACAUUCUUACAAAAUCAAAAGUAUCAAUGCAGUAAUGUCUCCAGUGAAUAAGUGUGGACAGGUUUACCAUCUCUCUCACAAACCACCCUUUUCUCCUCUUCUCACUUUGCUCAAAUCAAUGUCGACUUUAGAUAUUGAUCUUAUAUACAUUUUUUCUUAUAUUGAGUAUUUGUGUUGUGAUACAUUUGAACUAAUUUGUUCUGCAUCAAGGGUCGGUAACACAAGCCUUGGCGAUUGAUCAUACAGCUGAUUUGCGAAAUAGAUUGCACAUUUACGACCAAUCCAAUGCUACGCUUCCUACUACAACACCCAUUUCUUGGGUUGAGCAUUCCGUAUGUUGCGAGCCGUGGCUUGUAUUCCAUUCUUAAUGUCAAUAAAAAGCCUCCUUAUCAAACUAUUUUCCAUUGCUUCCAUUUUCUACAAAUGAAAUGCUUCUUAUGUCUUUUUGAAUGAAACUGAAUGUGAUCACUUGUUAUCUUCAAUUCCUGAUUGUAUCGAGUUGGUAAUUAGAACUGACACACUUAAAUCAUUAAUUUUGUGACCUCUUUUUUCUAUUUAUAUGAUUCCUGUCAUAUCUUGUCUUUCAUCUUUAUCUGUGUAUUAUG
Messenger RNA from Lytechinus variegatus (green sea urchin), 4181 nucleotides. RefSeq names its product tubulin polyglutamylase TTLL4-like. Bases 355 to 3177 code for a protein of 940 amino acids. The transcript has 17 exons. Gene Ontology annotation, cellular component: cilium. The record is from RefSeq and is a predicted model, not a curated record. Gene Ontology annotation, biological process: microtubule cytoskeleton organization; protein polyglutamylation. Lineage: Eukaryota; Metazoa; Echinodermata; Echinoidea; Temnopleuroida; Toxopneustidae. Gene Ontology annotation, molecular function: tubulin binding; tubulin-glutamic acid ligase activity.